Messenger RNA from Torulaspora delbrueckii, 1182 nucleotides. It is a transcript of the gene TAZ1, whose product is annotated as lysophosphatidylcholine acyltransferase. Gene Ontology annotation, molecular function: 1-acylglycerophosphocholine O-acyltransferase activity. The transcript has a single exon. The record is from RefSeq and is a predicted model, not a curated record. Gene Ontology annotation, cellular component: mitochondrial membrane. Bases 1 to 1182 code for a protein of 393 amino acids. Lineage: Eukaryota; Fungi; Ascomycota; Saccharomycetes; Saccharomycetales; Saccharomycetaceae. Gene Ontology annotation, biological process: inner mitochondrial membrane organization; cardiolipin acyl-chain remodeling.
AUGUCUUUGCCCAAUGUCCUGUCACGAGGAGACGACUUCUUGAAUGAAUAUCCUCGCCAAAGUCCCCUCUGGAGGUUUUUCUCCUAUGGGACUUGUGCUUUGACCAUCGGCUUAUCGAAAUUGGUACUGAAGACCUUGUACAACGUGGAGCUGAACAAUUUCGAUAGACUCGAGAAGGCCAUCGAUAGGUCUCAAAAGGAGAAUAGAAGUCUGAUGACAAUGAUGAACCACAUGUCUGUUGUCGAUGACCCUUUUAUAUGGGGUGUCUUCCCAUGGAGAAUCUAUCGUGAUCUGGAUAGCAUCAGAUGGUGCCUUGGUGCCAACAAUGUGUGUUUUAAGAACAAGUUUUUGGCUACUUUCUUUUCUUUGGGCCAGGUUUUGUCUACUGAAAGAUUUGGGGUUGGUCCUUUCCAAGGUUCAAUCGAUGCUGCGAUAAGACUUUUGAGUCCCGAUGAUACGUUGGACUUGGAAUGGACCCCACAUAGUGAAGAACCUAAGAUUUUAAAACCCAAUUUUUCUCCAUUGGUUAAGACUAUAAAACAUGAUUAUAUACCUCCAGUGAAGAGGUUUAAACCAUCCUGGUUACAUGUUUAUCCGGAGGGAUUCGUUUUACAAUUACAUCCACCUUUUUCCAAUUCUAUGAGAUAUUUUAAAUGGGGUGUAUCGAGAAUGGUGCUAGAGGCCACAGUUCCACCUAUCAUCGUACCGAUCUUUACGACGGGGUUUGAAAAGGUUGCCUCCGAAGAAGCUGCCGGAACAGGGAUGAAACGUUACAUACCGUCUAACAUUGGAGCUGAGAUCAAGGUUACUGUGGGAGAACCUGUUGAUGAUGCGGUCAUAGAGAAAUAUAGAGAUGAAUGGAAACGUUUAGUGGAAAAAUACUACAACCCUGAAUGUCCUGGUGAGCUUUCCACGGAAUUGAAAUACGGCGAAGAAGCCAUGGAUCUGCGAAGUAGGCUUGCUGCAAAACUUAGAACCCAGAUUGUCAAAAUUCGUGAUGAAGAGUGCCAUUUUGAAAAGGAAGAUCCAAGAUUUAAAUCACCUGCUUGGUGGAGGGAAUACACUCUAACGGAAGGUGAAUCUGACCCAGAUGUCAAAUUCAUAGGUAAGAACUGGGCUAUAAGAAGAUUACAAAGUUUCCUCACUGAAAAGGAAGAGGAAAAUGAUAACACUUCUGGUUGA